AACCAGGCAGGCAGGCAGUCCAGUAAUCCCAUUUCACGAAUUGAUUACCAUCAGUUACCAUUGAACUCUACAACUUUCCCCGGCCAUUUCAAGCAGAAAACGAAUAGAAUCAAGAAACAAUCCGCCCCACUACCUUCCCUCCUUUCAAGUUCCAGAAUCCUCUCUCUCUCUCUCUCUAUGCUAUGGCCUGUCUUCCCAAGCGCCGCCAUGGCAUCACACUGGCCAUUGCAGCAGCAAUGCUACUACUUGGCGCCGCGUCAGGAUUCCGCUACACCGUCGGGGACUCAAUCUGGUCCAUCCCGCCCACCUCCGACUUCUACUCCCACUGGUCCUCCGCCCACGCCUUCUACGUCGGAGACUCUCUCGCUUUCCAGUUCGCGACGGAGUUGUUCAACGUGGUACAAGUGCUGAGGCACGACUUCGAGGGCUGCAUCGCCAACGCUCCCUUGCAGGUCUUCACAAUCGGACCUGCCGUCGUCGAGCUAUCUCACACGGGCGUUUUCUACUACAUUUGUAAUGUGUCCAAUUACUGUGAUCUCGGCCUCAGAGUCGCCGUCGUCGUACACCAGAGGCCGCCCGCCGCUCCACCGCUAAUUAUACCAUCAUCCCCUGCACCUUUACCCCCUGCCACCACCGCACCACAUCCGCCAGCAUCGCCGCUGCCGCUGACGCCGGCUUCCCCUUCCCCGCCAAGAUUCUCACCGCCGCCGUCGCCUGUUCCGCAUCAUGCGCCCAUUUCUCAGCCAUCCCCAUAUCCAGGACUAGCGCCAGAACCAGCUGGGGACGUAGAGAACAACAGCUCGCUAUCUCCAGCGCCUGGAAAGGAGAUUACCAGUAAUUACUCAAAUGGAGCCGACAGGAUGGGAGAUCGGCAUGUAAUCGGGUUGUUGUUGGUUGGAAUCUUGAUUAAGUCAAUGUUUGUAGGCGAGUUACUACGACGUUCAGAUUUCUGAGCAAUUUUCGUAUUACGUUCCCAGUUUCCCUGUUUCAGUCUCUGCUUUCAGUUAUCCGAUUUGUGAAAGAAUUUUUCCAUGGAUAAGACUGAUUGAUCUCAAU
Linum trigynum is the source of this 1056-nucleotide messenger RNA. The record is from the annotation of a GenBank genome assembly. NCBI's taxonomy places the organism in Eukaryota, Viridiplantae, Streptophyta, Magnoliopsida, Malpighiales, Linaceae.